AUGAGUGAUGAGGACAAAUUUCAAUAUCUCAUGCAAUGCAUGGUUGUCGGGAGUAGAGCAAGGGAAAUCGUGGACAGUUAUCCGCCGUCUGCUGAUAAUUAUGCCAAAGUGGUCGAAAGUUUAAAAACGAGAUUUGGGCGGGAAGAACUCCUCGUCGAAUAUUACGUAAGAGAAUUAUUAAAUUUAGUGGUGAAAAAUGUAAUGAACACAAAAGUAAAGAUGAACAUAAUGCAACUUUACGAUAAAUUGGAGUCAUAUCUGCCUUCACUGGAGUCUAUCGGCGUAACAAAAGAGAAAUACGCAGCAAUGUUGUUUCCGCUUGUGGAAUCAUGUAUUCCAGAGGAUUUAUUAAGAGUGUGGCUGAGAAAUCCUGUAAUUACUAAGGAAAAUGAUUCAAGUGAUUCCUAUGGCAAUAAAUUAUCGCAGUUAUUAACAUUUUUGAGAGCCGAAGUCGAAGAACGUAUUUCUAUGGCGAAAACUGGUUUUAAAAAUUAUGACUCUUCGCAUCGUAAAAGAGACAAAGAUUUCGAAAUAUCAACUCCUAGUUUUACUGCAAACGAUUUGCUCUCUGAGAAUAGGCCAAUAGCACCACAUUUUAAACGCAACAGCAUUUUUUGCGGGAAACAACAUAAUUCAGAAAAUUGUUUUAAAGGAAAGAAUUUAUCAUUAGAUGAGAAACAGGAAAUAAUAAAGAAACAGAAGGCCUGUUUUUUACGUCUGAAGGUGGGACAUCGCUCGAAACACUGCAGGGCUAAUAUUCGAUGUAUUGUUUGUAACAAAAGACAUUGGCCUGUAAUGUGCCCAGACUUGAGCCAAAUAAAUCAGACAUCGGCAGUGGAUACAUCAGCUGAAGAAAAUACUACUUUGUCGAAUCAAAGUCAACCUGAAGUCUUAUUGCAAACCCUUAUGGUAGUUAUUGAAGCCAAUGGACAACGGAAAACUGUUAGAUCACUAUGUGAUACAGGAUCUCAACGGUCGUACAUCCUGAAAUCAACAAUAAAUGAAAUGGGAUGGAGGACCAACAAAUAUGAAACUUUAACACACUGCGGACUGGUAGCAAUGGAAACGUAUCUUGGUUGGACUGUAAUGGGAAAACCAAACCAUACUUAUAGUUCCACUGGGCUUAUCUCAACAUCACUUUUCAUUCAAAAUACUUCGGUUACUGACUUAUGGGAAUUGGAAACAAUUGGUAUAUCUGAUAAUUGCGAGACAAUUACUUCAGAAGAAUACGAUGCUCUAGCAACGGAACACUUUUCUAGAACUGUCAAAAUACACCCAGAUGGUAGAUAUGAGAUUAGUCUUCCAUGGGUGAAAGAUGUAAGCGAUAUGCUUUGUAACAGAGAUAUUGCGGGCAGAAGAUUGAAAAUGAUGACAGCUAAACUUAUCAAGGAUAGUUAUAAUGCAGUUUUUAGAGAAUGGAUAAAAGAAGGUUUCAUCGAAGAAUCAAAUGAAGGUACCGGCCAUUAUCUUCCUCAUAGAGGAGUUUUCAAGUCCAAUUCCACCACGAAUUCCCUUUUUACUGGGAGCUCUGUUAUUCAACAUCAUUUGAACAAGUAUGAAUCCUUCAAUGUUCAAGAGGUGGCUAUGAAGCUGAAAAAAUCCUUCUACGUCGACAAUUGUGUCACGUCUGUAGAUUCUGAACAACAGUUAAAAGAGUUCAUUAAAUGUUCGACAGACUUAAUGGCUGUAGCAAAAUUCGAACUGCGAGGUUGGGAGUUUACAGAGAAAGAAAACUUAACUGAAAAAUUUGAACCGUCACCUGUGUUGGGUCUUCUGUGGGACAGAUCAGAGGACGUAUUGUUUUGUGACACUCGAACAAUUAUUGAUCCUCCAGAAAUUAUCACCAGAAGAGUAAUAUUAUCUUUUUCUAAUCGAGUAUUUGUUCCAAUCGGAUUUACUUGUCCAAUUAUGUUAUAUCCGAAGAUUUUAUUGCAAACAAGUUGGCAAUCAAAAUUAGGUUGGGAUUCAAAAGUUUUUGAGGAUAUAAAAAAGAAAUUUCUCAAAUGGUUGGAAGAUCUGACUAUACUGCAUACAGUGAAAAUUCCCCGUCACGCUAUUUUGAGAAAUAGUGGCUUAAGUCUUCAUGUAUUUUGCGACGCUAGUGGUCUGUCCUAUGCAGCUGUUGUUUACAUUAGAUGUGAGACAGAAUAUCAAACAACAGUACAAUUGCUACUUGCUAAAUCAAGAAUAGCACCUUUAAAAAGAGUAUCUAUUCCUAGACUUGAACUUCUAAGCUGUUGCAUUGGUACUCGUCUAGCAGAUUUCGUUAAGAAAAGCUUAGAAAUAGAAAAUGUCAAGAUUCAUUAUUGGUCCGAUUCUACAACUGCUUUACAAUGGAUCCAGAAAGAUGAUCCAUGGUGUUGGAAAUUCCAAUUAAAAUCAUUAAUCUAUCAGUUAAUUUCAUCUAGUGAGCGCGUGAUAAUCACGUGCUCAAGGCUAAUCCGACUCCUCCCACACACACUGACACUCUGGUUCGAGAGAGAACUGUUUAAUGUCAAGAUUCAUUAUUGGUCCGAUUCUACAACUGCUUUACAAUGGAUCCAGAAAGAUGAGCCAUGGAGUGUGUUUGUCAGAAAUAGAGUUAAAGAAAUCCGUGCUCUUUCAUCAGGAAAUUGGCGACACGUUCCCGGUCACUCUAAUCCAGCCGAUCUACCAUCACGCGGCUGCUCGGUAACAAAAUUAUUGAGUUCAAGGUGGUGGGAAGGUCCUUCCUGGUUGAAAUUACCUGAAAACACAUGGCCUCUAUCUGAAUAUAAAAUUGAUGAAGACGUUAUCAACAAGGAAAAGGAAAAAAGAACAACCAUACUCGUAAGUAAAAAUUUGCUUGGAACAAACCAGUUUUUUUCUUAUUUUUCAAGCUACACAAAAAAUGUCAGAAUGGUUGGAUGGAUUCUAAGAUUCCUUGAAAAUUGCAAACUGUCUGAAAAAGAUAGGAAAAAGGGUGGACUAACUCUGGCUGAAGUAGAAAAUGCAGAAAUCAAACUUAUAAAAGUUAUUCAAAAUGAAGCAUUUACUGCAGAUUAUAUAAAAAGCUUAAAAUCAUUGAAUGUCUUCAAAGAUGAAAAAGGAAUAUAUAGAAUUAAAACAAAAUUGACAGAGAGAAAUGAUACCGAGAAUUUUAGAUUGCCUAUUUUGCUUCCAGAAAAACUUAUGUUGGUUGAUAUGAUAAUCAAAGAGAAGCAUUCGAAAUGUUUACAUGCUGGACUGCAAAUUUUACUGUUCAAUUUAAGAGAAAAUUAUUGGAUUAUUAAUGGACGUCGAGCAGUUCGUCGCAUCCUCAAGACCUGUGUUAGAUGCAAACGAUAUAAUGCACGAAGUAUAAAAACUGUUCCCGUAGGUUUACCUGAAGACAGAGUUAAAGAAGUUUCUGUUUUUGAAGUGGUCGGGAUAGAUCUUGCAGGACCUCUUCAUUUAAAGGAAGGUGCGAAAAGUUGGAUUGUCAUCUACACAUGUGCCGUUUAUCGAUCAAUACAUCUCGAACUGGUGCAGUCACUUUCAACUAAGACGUUCCUUUUGAGUUUACGAAGAUUCAUUGCUCGCCGAGGAAGACCUCACAUCAUCUAUUGUGACAACGGGAGUAUUUUUAUAGGAGCUGAGAAUCUACUUCAGUCCUUAGAUUGGAAGUCAAUUGAAGCUGAAACAUCAGUAUACAAAAUUGAAUGGAAAUUUAAUCCACCGUCUGCACCCUGGAGGGGAGGCUUUUGGGAGAUUAUGGGGAAAUUGGUAAAAAAUAUUCUUCGAAAAUUUUUGGGGAAAGCAUGCCUUUCAUACGAAGAAAUGUGUAGCGUUCUAUGUGACUGCGAGUCAGUUAUCAAUUCAAGACCUCUUACAUACCUCUCAGAAGAUCUGGAUGACUUAAUACCUCUUUCUCCGUCCAUGUUUUUACAAGAGAUCUCGACGGUGGGAGUACCUGAUUUAGAUCAGCUGGAUACAAUAGAUCUUAAAAAACGCUAUAGGUAUCAACAGACGUUAAGAGAACAGUUGAGGAAAAGAUUUCGCUGCGAAUACCUAGCGACACUUCUUCAACCACGCAAGAAGAAUAACUAUUAUGAUCUAAAGGUUGGCAAGAUUGUGUUAAUCGAAGAUGACUUAAAGAAAAGAUUACACUGGCCGAUGGCUAAAGUUAUUACCGUCUAUCCUGGUAAGGAUAAAAGGAUACGCGUGGCUCGACUUAAAACAGCACAUACCGAGUUUUUGAUGCCAGUGCAGCGGAUUUAUCCGCUGGAAAUACGUUCGACACCAAAUGAAGGUUCAACUCCAAACGAAAAGCGCAACUUCAAAUGA
This is a messenger RNA of Parasteatoda tepidariorum (common house spider), 4284 nucleotides long. RefSeq lists its product as uncharacterized. The record is from RefSeq and is a predicted model, not a curated record. Lineage: Eukaryota; Metazoa; Arthropoda; Arachnida; Araneae; Theridiidae.